Molecule: messenger RNA, 1233 nt
Organism: Symbiodinium sp. CCMP2456
Lineage: Eukaryota; Dinophyceae; Suessiales; Symbiodiniaceae
Source: the annotation of a GenBank genome assembly
AUGGAAAGCCGCGACGCCCACAAAUCCAACUGCUGCCUCAAGAUGCCCAAAUGCCUGGAUUACCACAAUCUGUACCUGAUCGAGUUGAUCUCCAUCGUGAUAGUCGAGUUCGAGCACUGGAAGACGAAGCUCCUCAUGGACUUCGGAUUUGUCAUGGACGUUGUGAUCGUCACGUCCGGACUUGCCCAGCUGGUCUUGAGCACGGUAGGGAUUGAUGCCGCGGAAGUGACACUGCUUCGCAUCCUGCGAGUGGUGCGCAUCUUGCGGCUGUUUCGUCUCUUUCGAAAGUUUCGGAUGCUCAAGGAGCUGCGGAAGCUCGUGCGGAUGACCGGCCUCUGCUUCAAGACUCUGAUAUGGUCUUUCAUUUUCUGCUUCGUUGUGAUGACCUCCUGGGCUAUGCUCAUGGUGGAGCUGCUGUAUCCGACCAUGACUUCUCUCAUCGAGAAGGAAGGCGAGUGGGAGGAUUGCGAGUCCUGCCGAGCUUCCUUGUCGUCGGUCAUAAACGCAGUCCUGCUCAUAUUCAAGACCGUCGUGGCCGGAGAUAGAUGGGGUGAUGUAGCGGUGCCGCUCAUAUCAGAGGAACCAUGGCUGGCGUCCGGCAUCUUCGUCGGCUCCCACUUGACCAUCGUCUUUGGGGUCCUGAAUCUGGUCGUCGCCGUGGUGGUUGACACCUUUGCAGAGCAGCGCUUGAAAGACGUUGCGACGAUGGCAAUGGAGAUGGACGAGGAGGCCGAGGACGAUUUGAGGGAGCUCGAUCGAAUUUUCCUGAAGAUCGACCAGGACAUGGACGGCACUUUGACCCUCGAUGAGCUGGAAGAUGGCGCUCGUCGAGUGCGUGAGUUUCAGAACCGCCUUCGGGUCAUGGACAUCGACCAGCAGGACCUGCAGCAGUUGUUCAACAUGCUGGAUCGAGACGGUGGUGGCACCAUUGACCCGGACGAGUUCAAGAAGACACUCUCACGCUGGGCCUUCGAGUCGAAGACGGCCACCCGCUUCGUUCGGUAUAACCUCCAGCAGCUCAUGAGCGAACACAAUGCAGCCGCAAAGCAGAUUGAGAAGAUGGAAUCCCGCCUUUCAGAGGCCAUGUCGACCCAGAGCCAAAGCAGCUACCAGCGCUCUCGGCCGAUUCGGAGACGGCGGCGUCGUCAAGAGACCGAAGGUGAUUCCAAGCCGAAGAAGGGCCAUCCAGUCCGGCGGUCGAGAGCGAAGCAGCAAGCUGUCAUCCCUGUCUGA